Oncorhynchus masou masou (cherry salmon) is the source of this 2531-nucleotide messenger RNA. RefSeq names its product snurportin 1 (gene snupn). Gene Ontology annotation, molecular function: protein binding; nuclear import signal receptor activity. The record is from RefSeq and is a predicted model, not a curated record. The transcript is spliced from 8 exons. The coding region runs from base 822 to 1856 and encodes 344 amino acids. Gene Ontology annotation, biological process: snRNA import into nucleus; protein import into nucleus. Gene Ontology annotation, cellular component: nucleus; cytoplasm. NCBI's taxonomy places the organism in Eukaryota, Metazoa, Chordata, Actinopteri, Salmoniformes, Salmonidae.
UUACAGGCCAAGUCCAAACACAACUUGGCCUAUUAGCCCCUAGGAACUUCAUAUGGAUGUGGGCAGCUUCAUCCUGCCCUCUAAUAGGAUAUGUGGUUUUCAACAGAUGGAUUAUUGCUAGCUGCUAAUGAAUAUAUCUGACUGAAGCGCUGUAGCUGUUAACAACUUCGUGACAAUACUGUCAAGUCCGGAUGAAAUGCAUGCCCAAAUUUAACUGCCUGCUACUCAUCCCCAGAAGAUAAGAUGCAUAUUAUUAGUAUUUGGAUAGAAAACACUCUGAAGUUUCUAAAACUUUUUGAAUCAUGUCUGUGAGUAUAACAGAACUUAUUUAGCAGGCGAAACCCGAGGACAAACCAUUCGGAUUUUCUUUUUUUGAGGCCACUCUAUUCAAUGGUUUUUCAUUUGGAAUCCUAAUUUCUAAGGCACCUUCUUGCAGUUCCUAUCGCUUCCACUGGAUGUCAACAGUCUUUAGAAAUUGGUUGAGGUUAUUCCUUUGUGUAAUGAAGAAGUACGGCCAUCUUGAACGAGGGUCACUUGAAGUGUACUGUUAGAGGCGCGUGACCAGAAAGCAUGUUUCAGUUUGUUUUCUUCCUGUAUUGAACACAGAUCAUCCAGCCUUCAAUUUUAUCGAUUAUUUACGUUAAAAUACCUAAAGUUGUAUUACAAAUGUAGUUUUGGCAAAGUUUACAGGUAACUUUUGAGAUAUUUCAAAGUCACGUUGCUCAAGUUGGAACCAGUGUAUUUCUGGAUCAAACGCGCCAAAUAAAUGGACAUUUUGGAUAUAUAUCGAUGGAAUUAAUCGAACAAAAGGGCCAUUUGUGAUGUUUAUGGGACAUAUUGGAGUGCCAAAAAAAGAAGCUUGUCACAGGAAAAGGCUGAAUUAUGUCAACCAUGCACGCCGUCUGGCUGAUGGGGACUGGACAGGGGCAGAUAGUGAUGAGGAAGCAGUGGUGGUGGACAGAGAGGAGGAGGAACAGCAGAAGGAGAAGGAUGCAGAGGAUGAUGGGAUGGAGAUUGAGAGGAAGAAGUUGCCAAAGUACUAUGCCAACCAGCUCAUGCUGUCAGAGUGGCUCGUGGACGUCCCUCAGGAACUGGAUACUGAUUGGCUCAUGGUGGUCUGUCCCGUGGGGAAGCGCUCUCUCAUCGUCGCCUCCAAGGGGUCCACUGCAGCAUACACCAAAAGUGGCUACUGUGUGAACCGCUUCCCUUCUCUGUUACCUGGAGGGAACAGACACAAUUCAGCAAUGGGAAAAGAUUACACCAUCCUGGACUGUAUCUACAGUGAGGUGGAGCGGACCUACUUCAUCCUGGAUGUCAUGUGUUGGAGGGGCCAUCCAGUGUACGACUGUCCAACAGAGUUCCGGUUCUACUGGCUCCAGUCGAAAGUCCAGGAGACGGAUGGCAUGGCUGACAUUGCCAAGAGGAACCCUUUCAAGUUUGUGAGUCUUCAAAGCACUGCCUGCUCAACGGAAGCCAUUCAGCAAGCACUUGCAACAGAGUACAACUUCAAUGUGGACGGACUUCUGUUUUACCACCGGCAGACCCACUACACCCCCGGCAGCACCCCUCUGGUGGGCUGGCUGCGGCCCUACAUGGUCGUCGAUAUCCUGGGCAUGGAGGUCCCAUUGGGGCCCCUCACCGCCAAGCCCGAGUAUGCCAGCCACCAGCUGGCCCAGAUCCGGGAGCACAAGAAGACCUCCGACCAUGUCCGGCCAGGGGACCUGAACGGCCGCUACGAGCUGGAGCACCUAUCCACCCCCGACCAGGAAAAGGGAGAUGGCGACGCCGCCAGCUCGCCCCGCAGCAGACCGCUGAAGGAAUCUCGCAUGGAGACCUCAGAGAAGAGCACGAGUUAGCUAGCCACUGAAGGCUAACUCAGUUGGCUAGCUGCUAAAGGCUAACUCUGUUCUGCUAACCAAUAAUAUUGUAAUGCUUUGCUGCUCGCCAUGCCAGAAAGACAAAUUACAAAAAACUUCAGACUACGUUGUGGGGAGUUUUUUUUGGACAGUUACAUUGCGAGGCAUUUAAUGAGCGGGAGUUCAAUGAAAUAGCAAGUUAGUCACUGUGCUUCAUUUGGAGCGCCCUGAGUUCAGGCAUCGCUUGGUUCACCAGAGCUGUAACCACAUUUUCAUUACACUGUGCUAGUUAGUCUAAUCCACUGCAUUACACUAUGUAAAAUGCAAGGGCCCUGUUAAAGAAGCCAGUUUCCCGGACCUAGAUUAAACGCAUUCGUAGAUUAAAAAACACUUUCAAUUAUAUUUUUCCAUUGAGAGACCACUGGGGCUGGGCAACUUACUUUAGUGUUGCCGAAAUGAACACUGUUCUUCUGCUCAUUUUGCCAGGCCUUGUGAAUGGACAACUAUACGUCAUUGCACUUUCAGAGGUUCAAUAAAUAACACAGUUGGUUACACAGGCCCUUUAGACCUAAAUUGAUAGCGUCUGUCAUGGCCAGAUGUGUAACAAAUGCAAAAGUUGAUUAAUCUGAUUCUUUUAAGUGUAUGUUUAUUAAAUUGUUUUAAUUGACUUUUCAA